UGUAUUGUUUAUUUUAUAGGUUAGCUUUAUCAACAAAAAGGUUCUUAAAAAAAUGCUAAAGAAAGCUUACUGCUAUUUGUGCUUGUCUGUUAAUAAAAGAACUAUUAAUAUUUUUAAAACAAACCUGCAGUGUCUUUAUGAGAAGCUCGCAGACUUAAAGCUAACCGAGAAUGAAUGUUGGAUGUGCUACAUCUGUCACACAAGGCUGCAGCAGUGUCUCCGGCUGCAGCAGUUGGCCAUGCAGACUCGAGGCCUCAUCGAUGGUGUUUUCCAGAAUAAGAUCAAAAUCGAGUGUGGAGCCAUCAAAUCUUUAUUGGAACUAUCACAGUCCAAGACGAAAAUCACUUCUGAAACUCACACAUCUUCGAGUUGUGUGAAACAGGAGGCUGUUAUAGAUCGUCCAUAUGUUGACGAUCACAAUGAAACACAAUAUGCGAGUAAUUCAAAAGAAGAAAAGAAAUGUAUAAAAUUUGAAGUGCAGCCAGUGAAACAGGAAUAUCUAGAGGGCAGAGAGCAAACAGCUUGGCCGGAACAGAAUUUACAUGCGGUUAUGAAAAUAGAAAUAGAAGCUCUAGGUACAGAACAAGACGAGCAAGAAAUCGCAAACGACAGCGAAGGAGUCAAUUCUCAGAGUCACAAGAAGCCGCUGACCUGUGAAGUUUGUUUGAAAACGUUCACAUACAAAAGCCAGUUAGUACGGCAUACUAUUAUCCAUAUCAAUGAAAAACCCCACAACUGUGAUGUGUGCGGAAAGAAAUUCGCAGAUAAGAACAAUUUGAAGAAGCACCAACGAACGCACACUGGUUACAAACCAUAUAAUUGCGAGGUGUGCUCGAAGAAAUUCAUUCAACGGAGCGCUCUGACUAAUCAUAUGAGAACACACACUGGUGAAAAACCGUUCUCCUGCGAUGUGUGCUCAAAAAAGUUUUCUAUGAAACCGUCGCUGGAGAUCCACAUGAAAAUACAUACGGGUGACAAGCCGUACUCCUGCGAUUACUGUGAGAGGAAAUUCAUAGAGCGGAGUACGCUGUUGAACCAUAUAAAGACACAUACAGGCGAGAAACCGUUCAUGUGUGACAUUUGCUCUAAAAAGUUUUCCAUGCGGGCAGCUCUGAAUAAUCAUAUGAGAACACAUACGGGUGAUAAACCGUUUAGCUGCGAAAUAUGCUUUAAGAAUUUCUCAAGAACCAGUCAUUUGUCGAGGCAUAGGAAGAAUAUUCAUAACCGUAUAGGCCGAGCGCAGGUUUAACAUCAUACAUAAUUUGGUAGGGUUAUCAUGUACUAUUAAAUAAAUAUUUAUGAUACUACAUCGUUUGGUCGGGUUAUGUGAAUGUUAGUUGUGUAGUCGACUAGUUCUAAUUAAAUUAUACCGUGCAAGAAAGGUUUAAAAUGUACACAUUUAUUACCGCACUCAGAGACGAAUAUUAAUUACUUGAUUGCUACCUUGACUGUAAUUAAAUGUACCAUUAAUGAAAUUGAUUCAUAGGCAGUUUACAGACGUUUUAAGUCAAUUCAGUGAGAGCCAGUCCACACGGUGCGUUGCAUACUCUGUUCUCCUCCGUCACUGAUGUGCUCGACGCUGUAAGGUUACAUUAUAAGAGAAUGCUCCCUGUCAGGGAGCAGCUUAAUUGCAUUCCGGUUAAAGCAGUGUUACCAACAAUUGAAAAAACUCUCAAAAGAAAACAAAGCAAUAAAGAACAAUUAAUGAUAAU
Molecule: messenger RNA, 1712 nt
Organism: Aricia agestis (brown argus)
Lineage: Eukaryota; Metazoa; Arthropoda; Insecta; Lepidoptera; Lycaenidae
Product: zinc finger protein OZF-like
Exons: 5
Coding region: 53-1249 (398 amino acids)
Biological process (GO): regulation of transcription by RNA polymerase II
Cellular component (GO): nucleus
Molecular function (GO): RNA polymerase II cis-regulatory region sequence-specific DNA binding; DNA-binding transcription factor activity, RNA polymerase II-specific
Source: RefSeq, a predicted model, not a curated record